Molecule: messenger RNA, 381 nt
Organism: Suillus subaureus
Lineage: Eukaryota; Fungi; Basidiomycota; Agaricomycetes; Boletales; Suillaceae
Exons: 5
Coding region: 1-381 (126 amino acids)
Source: RefSeq, a predicted model, not a curated record
AUGAACAACAUGAUCAAUCCCGGAAAGUACAAGAUCGCCAAUUUCAAGUAUCCAAACCUAUACGUCUACAUGACAGGAGACGGGGACUUAGUUAUGCACACCGUUGCUCAAAUAAUCCAAGUCGAUGUCAUAGACAAGGUUCAGCAUUUUGCGACUAUCUUUGAUACUGCAACAAACAAGUACCUUGGGUGUGACUUGGAUGAUGGCAAAGCCAAAGGCUUCACCGAUUCCCAGGUGCUCCAGUUGUCGAGUGAUGACGGCGUCAAAUUUGACGUUAAUCACGUGUGGUUCCUCAAAGAAGGCAAAGACUGGACCCCUAUCACUGUUCAGCCAGCUCCCGACUCGGACGCGAAGUACUGGAAGUUCGAAAAGGUGGAAUAG